CUUACAUUGUGUGUUCUGUGUUGCUCGAGCUCAAACACAAGUUGUUUGUCUUUCUUUGGAAAAGAACUCCGGAAACGAAACCCUGAGUAAUAGGAAGUGGUUAAGGUGAGAGAACAGCUUGCUGUCGGGAAGGCGUGGGCGGGUCAGCUCGGGACAGAAGAGGAGUCUGUGAAAUUAACCUGGUGAGACAGAGGCGAGGAGCCUACAAGGCGAAGCCGCCUGGAAUAGGGAGAAUAAGAACCUUAGAGGUUUUUCAGUGAAAGUCUUGGAGCGCACUUUCACUAGUUAAGAAAAAAAAUGACUACUCUUAAAAGUUUAGAAACCAAAGUUAUCCUUACUUCAACCCCAAUCCGAGGAGCAGGAGAUGGAAUGGAAACUGAGGAGCCACCUAAGUCUAUUGAAGUCACUUCUGGAAUCCAACCCAUAAAGCAUCACAUCCUUCAGAGUCCACGGAAAAAAGCAUUUCCCUCAGAAAGCCCUGGAGUUCUUCAGUUAGGGAAGAUUGUCACUGAAAAAGCAGUUGAAGUUGAAGCUAUAAGAAUAUAUGUUCCCAAAGCUGCUAUAACUCAUGAUGUCCCCAAUAAAAAUGCAAAGGUUAAGUCUCUGGGAUAUCAUAAAGGAGAAUUCCUUGGUCAGUUAGAGGGACUUGCAGAACCUAGGAAGGAACUCUCAGAGGUAAAGACUACAUUGGAAAAGCUCAGAAACUCUGAAAGGAGGCUAUUACAGGACAAAGAAGGACUUUCAAACCAGCUCCGAGUACAGACAGAGGUGAAUCGUGAAUUAAAAAAAUUACUGGUGGCUUCUGUUGGGGAUGAUCUUCAGUAUCACUUUGAACGUAUAGCACGUGAGAAGAAUCAGCUUAUUUUAGAAAAUGAAGCCCUGGGUCGAAACACAGCUCAGCUUUCUGAACAGUUAGAACGUAUGUCAAUACAAUGUGAUGUAUGGCGAAGUAAAUUCCUCGCAAGCAGGGUAAUGGCAGAUGAGUUAACCAACUCACGAGCAGUUUUACAGCGUCAAAACCGUGAUGCACAAAGUGCUAUACAAGAUCUCCUAAGUGAACGAGAGCAGUUUCGUCAGGAAAUGACAGCUACCCAGAAAAUUUUGGAGGAGCUCUUGGUCUCCUUACAGUGGGGAAGAGAGCAGACCUACUCUCCUAGCACACAACCCCACAGCACUGCAGAACUAUCAGUAACAAAUCACAAGUUGGCAAAAGCAGUAAAUGCUCAUCUCCUGGGAAAUGUUGGCAAUGGCAGUGAAAAAAAGAUUCCAUCAUCAGUUGAGUUCUGCAAUACCCCAGCUGAGAAAAUGGCUGAAAAGGUUCUGCGUAUUUUGGAUCCAGUUACCUGUAUAGAAAGCUCACCUGAUAAUCCAUUUUCUGACUCUUCACCAACCACAUUACUUGCUACAAAGAAAAAUAUUGGACGAUUUCAUCCCUAUACUAGAUAUGAAAAUAUAACUUUCAAUUGCUGCAAUCAUUGCCGGGGAGAACUUAUUGCCCUUUAACAUUCAGUAUGUUGGACACGUGUGUUAACCAAAAGUCAGUGUUUGGGGUCAGGGUUUCUUAUAAUGCUAGAAGUAAUAUCGCUUCCUCUUUACAUAAUGUAUAGCCUCAAAGAUAUCUCAUGUAUUAGACUCCAGAUUACCCUUUCUUAAUAAAUAUCUCAGGGUAAGAAAAGAGUGAAACUGUAGAUAUAUUUAGAGAAUAUUUCCCAGGUAAUAUGGUGUUUAUGUUUAAAAAAAAAAGUAUAAAAGAAAAAUUUGAGAGUUUGUUUUAGGCCCUUAUUAUAAAUAGAUAUUUAUAAUAUUUAGAUAUUUUAUAUGAACAGAUUUCAUUUUGGUGCAUUAAAGCAAGGACAGGCAAAACCAUAGCCAUGAGUCACAUGUAGCCACACCCAUUCACUUACUGUAGUCUAAGCUGUUUUUGUAUAUGACACCAUACUUGAAUAGAUACACCAAGGCCUUCAAAGUCUGGUCCUUUAUAGAAAAAGUUUUCUGACUCAUAAACUAAUAGUUGGGAGUGCAGAUAGAGGGAAUUGUAUUCCUUUUAUUAUAGUUUUUGGGCUACAAAAGAGGCUUACAGGGAUGCCAAAGUGAAGGGGCUAAAAAGCUCGAUACUAUAAAGUAAAAAAUAUUUUAGAGCUACGCUUAUAAGUACUUAAACAAAACAUCUUAUGCUGCGUUUUGCAAGGGAUUCUGUGUUCUGAAUGGAUUCAAGUCUGACAUACAUUAAGGAAACAAAUUCUUAACUAUUGACUCAUUUUGAAAACUGAGAAAUACCUAGCUUGAUAUUUAUAAUAUAUGUGGAAAAGGUGGAAUUUUUCUAGAACAUCAUAGAAACUGAAAGAAAAAUGCAAUCUGUCAAUUCAUAUGUAAUAUUUACAUGGUAAAACAUCAUAAGAUGCCUUUUUAUUGGCCUUUAAAAAUACUCACAAAACACUUAUAUCAAACCAUACAAAUUAGUUGCAGAAGUGCCUAUCAGAAAU
Castor canadensis (American beaver) is the source of this 2483-nucleotide messenger RNA. It is a transcript of the gene Blzf1, whose product is annotated as basic leucine zipper nuclear factor 1. Gene Ontology annotation, cellular component: Golgi membrane. The record is from RefSeq and is a predicted model, not a curated record. Gene Ontology annotation, biological process: Golgi to plasma membrane protein transport; Golgi organization. Lineage: Eukaryota; Metazoa; Chordata; Mammalia; Rodentia; Castoridae.